Cylicostephanus goldi is the source of this 240-nucleotide messenger RNA. The record is from the annotation of a GenBank genome assembly. Lineage: Eukaryota; Metazoa; Nematoda; Chromadorea; Rhabditida; Strongylidae.
AUGGACAGACAAACUGACAGAGAUGUGCCUUUCAUUUGUUUAGAGCAUAAAAAUGCGAAAAACAAAGAAGAUGGAUUUGUAUGUACCAGUAAUUAUGCUCUCGAAAAAUUACCUUAUAUUCAAGGCGCCGACUUCACCGGUCACGUGGACGACCGCGGAAUUGCCGUGAAAGUGUCUCUCGACUACACUCAGUCGGAUAUUGAAGCAGUGUACCAGGCUAUAGCAAGCGGUUUCACGUGA